AUGUCGGAAUAUUGCGCAUAUAUUGUUGAGGAUGCAAAAGCUUUUACAGGCAUUAUGGCUUCAUUUAUGGAUGAACACAUAAGCUUAAAGCUUCCAGCAAGCUUAUUACGUUUUCCUAUAUGGGAUACGCCAAAUCCUUCUAAUGAUUCUGUUUACUUCAGCAUGAUAACGAAUGCGAUGCAACAGCGCCUGAACUCCUGGGAACGAUACUAUCGCCAGGAUUCUUGCAUCCGGAUCUACCUUCCGAUCACGCAUUGCAACGAAGUUCUUCAGUUAGGUAUCCGUGAAGCUGAUUCUGAACGGAAUAUUCUGCUACGCAUGCAACUUAAUGGAGACAUUGUUCUCGGGGCUCAACUUGCACUGUUGUAUUGCGAUAACUUGCUACCUGCUUGUGAACCUAUGUGUGGCAGUGGCCAUAGGGGCCUCAAGUGA
This is a messenger RNA of Cryphonectria parasitica EP155, 432 nucleotides long. RefSeq lists its product as uncharacterized. Bases 1 to 432 code for a protein of 143 amino acids. The record is from RefSeq and is a predicted model, not a curated record. The transcript has 4 exons. NCBI's taxonomy places the organism in Eukaryota, Fungi, Ascomycota, Sordariomycetes, Diaporthales, Cryphonectriaceae.